Molecule: messenger RNA, 7212 nt
Organism: Cavenderia fasciculata
Lineage: Eukaryota; Evosea; Eumycetozoa; Acytosteliales; Cavenderiaceae
Exons: 13
Coding region: 1-7212 (2403 amino acids)
Source: RefSeq, a predicted model, not a curated record
AUGGAAGAAAGAUUAACUCUAUCAAGAGUUAACAAGAACUAUCAAAUAGGGACACUAUGUCCUCUCUGUAAAGAAGACUUUAGCAAGGAUGUGUACAAGUUGAACAACCAUAUGAUACUAUGUUUCUUGUAUCUCACCGUUGAUAUGGGUUGUUUGGACGUUGUAAAGGAUACUAUCAAAGAUAUAGAGUUGGAUGAACAACAAUUUAAAAAGAGAAAUAGAGAGACGUACGACAAUGAUCAUGAGAGCUCGACAACAUCACCAAUUACAUCAUCACCAUCCUCAUCAAUUACAACAAGCUUGAACGAUUCAUGCAUUGACAACGAUAAAGAAGAAGAAGAUAAUGACUAUCAUAAAGAUAAUAAUAAGACAACAACAAGAAAGAGAAAGAAGAUUGAAAAUGGCCAUGGGUCUUCAUACUCGACAACACCAACAACAACAACACCGACAUUAUCAUCAUCAUCAAAUCAUUAUUUUAAAGAUUUAUUAUUUAGAGCAUUGCUCAUACCUAUAUUACAUCGCGAAGAUUAUAACGAAAGUGUAAUGAAUUUAUUGAUGACUUGUAAGGAUGCUAUGAAAUGGAAGGAUACUGUCGUAUUCCCAAGAUUACCUUCUAUUGAUACGAUAGAAUCUUACAAGAAUAAUGGAAGAAUCAAUCAACUACCUCGACGAUACAACAGAGUCUAUAUCAAGAGUGAUAGAGAUCUAGAUUAUUUCAAAAAGAAUGUGGAUGGUCUAAUCAAUCAUCAUUGUCAAAAACUAAACUAUGAAAUUACUGAUCCGAUACCAGCUGGAUUGAUACCAGACCACUUUACAAAGAUUAGAGCCAAAGGAACGAUAGUAGUUGGAUCAAUUCCACCAUUUACAACUCACCUCUUACUUAUUGCGACCACAGCACAUCAAGAGGUCUAUAAAGAACUGUUCCCCGAUACAUUAGAGGUGCUCCAUUUACAUAAUGGAGUUAUUGGAGAACACUCAAACAUCGACGAUCUUUUACCACACAAUUUAAGGAUACUUGAUGUCACAUCCAAUUUGGUGUAUCCCUACCUCUUUAAACUCAAGAACUUACAUUCUCUCGCCUUAAGGAAAAUUCAACAAGUCGCCGACCCUGCCGGACAUAUAGAUAUUCGCGUUGGAUCUAUCCCAAAUACAAUUGCGCAUUUGUUCAUUCACGGUAGUUGCGUCGAGAGUGGGUACAUUCUUCCAUCGAGUGUCACAUUCCUCGCACUUGACAUCACUAAAAACUCAUUUCGAUGUAUUCCUCCCUCUGUCAAGUUCCUCUAUGCCAUAUGUAGAGAACCCACAACACUCUUGGAGGGAUCGAUUCCUUCAUCAGUCACAACUCUCCAUUUGAAUGGUAAAUUCGGGCUGCGUUCAGGGAGCAUCCCACAGUCAGUCAACACCUUGGCACUCAUUGGACUCGAAGUCUCUCCACCCAUGCACACCAUUCCGGAUAGCAUUUCAACGCUCUCUGUCAACGGAUUAAAGUGCGAAUUUGAUGGUAGCCAAUACCCAAACAACAUAAAGUAUUUUAGUAUAUAUGGAGUGUUCAAUUUAAACAAACUCAAAUCAACUAUUCCACCAUCAACCAAGUAUUUUGACUUUCAAGCCACCCAUACCGAUACUAUAUCAAUCGUUAAAUUAAAUGCCAAUGAUAUUCCAAAUGGAGUUACUCAUAUUAGAUUGGUUCCAGGAUUUAUUCCAGACAAUUGUGAGUAUUUGGAAUUACCUUGCAACUAUGACAGAGCACCACUUUGGUGGGCCGUACCCAAACAAUUGAAAACUGUCAUUUGUAAUCCGUUAUGUUCGAGGAUUAGCCAAAGCAUUCCAUCUAUCAAACAAUUACCUCAAAAUUAUCCUCAUCAAGGAGGUAUCGAUUAUUCCCCUAUUGCAUUCACUAAUAUGACUUACGCAAAACACUGGAAAAUGGAGAUUGUAAAUGGGCCUUCGUACUCUACUACUACAACAACAACAACAACUACAAUGACACUAUCAUCAUUAUCAUCAAAUCAUUAUUUUAAAGAUUCAUUAUUUAGAAUAUCGAUGAUAUCGAUAUUACAUCGUGAAGAUGAUAAUCAAAGUGUCAUGAAUUUAUUGAUGACUUGUAAAGAUGCUAUGAAAUGGAAAGAUAUUGUUGUAUUCCCAAGAUUACCUUCUAUUAACACGAUAGAAUCGUACAAGAAUAAUGGAAGAAUCAAUCAACUACCUCGACGAUACAACAGAGUCUAUAUCAAAAGUGAUAGAGAUAAAGACUAUUUCAAAAAGAAUGUAGAUGGUUUAAUCAAUCAUCAUUGUCAAAAACUAAACUAUGAAAUUACUGAUCCGAUACCAGCUGGAUUGAUACCAGACCACUUUACAAAGAUUAGAGCCAAAGGACAGAUACAAGAUGGAUCAAUACCACCAUUUACAACUCACCUCUAUCUUGAGACCACAAAUCAACAAGAGAUCUAUAAAGAACUCUUCCCCGAUACAUUAGAGGUACUCACGAUUACAAAUGGAGUCAUUGGUGAACGCUCAAACAUCGACGAUCUUUUACCACACAAUUUAAGGGUACUUGAUGUCACAUCCAAUUGUGUGCAUCCCUACCUCUUUAACCUCAAGAAAUUAUAUUAUCUCAUCUUGAGAAGGAAAGUUCCACAAGCCGUCAACCCUGUCAUACAUAUAGAUAUUCGCGCUGGAUCUAUACCCAACACAAUCGAGCGUAUGUAUCUUGGUAAUUGCGUGAUUGAGAGAGGGUACGUUCUUCCAUCAAGAAUCAAACUCCUCGUCAUCGACCUCUCUCUAAACUCACCUCAAUGUAUUCCUGCCUCUGUCCAGUACCUCCUUGCCAAGUGUAACCAACCCACAACACUCUUAGAGGGAUAUAUUCCUUCAUCAGUGACAACUCUCCAUUUGGCAGGUAAAUUCGAGUUUCGUUCAGGAAGCAUUCCACGUUCAGUCAACACCUUGGUGCUGAUUGGACUCGAAGUCUCUCCACCCAUUUACACCAUUCAGGAUAGCAUUUCAUCGCUAUAUAUCAGUGGAUUAAAGUGUGAUUUUGAUGGUAGCCAAUACUCAAACAGCAUAAAGCAUUUUAGUAUUUGUGGAGCGACCAAUUUUAACAAACUCAAAUCAACGAUUCCACCAUCAACCAAGUAUUUUGACUUUCAAGCCACCCAUACCGAUAAUACAUCAACUAUCGUUAAAUUGAAUGCCAACGAUAUUCCAAAUGGAGUUACUCAUAUUAGAUUAGAUUUUAAAAUAUUCAUAUUUUCAUCAUACCAUGAUUUAGGAAAUGGAUUUAAUCAAGCAUUAGUUCCAGGAUUGAUUCCAGACAGUUGUGAGUAUUUGGAAUUCCCGUACUACUAUGACAAAACACCACUAUGGUGGGCCGUACCAAAACAAUUGAAAACUUUAUCGGCAAUGGAAGAAAGAUUAACUCUAUCAAGAGUUAACAAGAACUAUCAAAUAGGGACGUUAUGUCCACUCUGUAAAGAAGACUUUAGCAAGGAUGUGUACAAGUUGAACAAUCAUAUGAUACUAUGUUUCUUGUAUCUCACUGUUGAUAUGGGUUGUUUGGACGUUGUAAAGGAUACUAUCAAAGAUAUAGAGUUGGAUGAACAACAAUUUAAAAAGAGAAAUAGAGCGUUGAACGACAAUGAUAGACAUCUUCAUCAAAGUUGCUCGACAACACCAAUAAACAAUCAAUCAUCGUCAUCACCAUCAACAUCAUCAAUUACAUCAUCAGCAACAACCCCUAACGACUCAUGCUUUGAUCGUUAUAACGAUAUAGAAGAAGAAGAUAAUGACGAUCACCAAGAUAAUAAUAAUAAAAAGAUAACAACAAGAAAGAGAAAGAAGAUCGAAAAUGGGUCAUCAUACUCAACAACAACGACGACAAAGACAUUGUCAUCAUCAAAUCAUUAUUUUAAAGAUUCAUUAUUUAGAGUAUCAAUGAUAUCUAUAUUAUAUCGUGAAGAUUAUAACGAAAGUGUAAUGAAUCUAUUGAUGACUUGUAAGGAUGCUAUGAAAUGGAAGGAUACUGUUGUAUUCCCAAGAUUACCUUCUAUUAAUACAAUAGAAUUGUACAAGAACGAUGGAAGAUUCAACCAACUACCUCGACGAUACAAUAGAGUCUAUAUCAAGAAUGAAAGAGAUCUAGAUUAUUUCAAAAAGAAUACAAAUGGUCUAAUCAAUCAUCAUUGCAAAGAGCUAAACUAUCUAAUUGAUGAUGUGGUGCCAGCUGGAUUGAUACCUGAUCAUUUUACAAAGAUCAGAGUUGAUGGAUUGAUAGAAGUUGGAUCAAUACCACCAUAUACAACACACCUCUAUCUCGGGGACAUAGAAGAACAAGAGAUAUACAAAGAACUGUUCCCAAAUACAUUAGAGGAACUCAAAAUACCAAAUGGAUUGGUUGGUGAACACUCAAACCCUGACGAUCUUUUACCACACAAUAUAAGGGUACUUGCAAUCAAAUCCAAUUUGGUUCAUCCCUAUCUCUUUAAACUCAAAAAUCUAAAUUACCUUUUGAUCGACGAAAUUAAUGGUGAUGACGACGAUCAACAACAAAACCAAUAUCAUAUAGAUAUUCACAUUGGAUCUAUACCCAACACAAUUGAGUAUUUAUAUCUUGAAAAUUGCAUCAUCGAACCUGGAUAUUCUCUCCCAUCAAGUGUCAAGUACCUCUCAAUCGACCUCUCUAAAAACUCACCCCAAUGUAUUCCUUCAUCUGUCAAGUACCUAUAUGCCAACUGUGACCAACGCAGACGACUUUUACCACUCUUGGCAGGAUCUAUUCCUUCAUCCGUCACAGAUCUCUAUUUGCAAGAUGUAACUCUAUUCCCAUACAGCAUAGAGUAUUUUACUAUUUAUGGAGAUUUCAAAUCCCAACUCAAAUCAACUAUUCCACCAUCGACAAAAUAUUUUGAUUACCAAGCCAUUACAUUAAACAAAGGUACAUUUAGUGCCAAUGAUAUUCCAAAUGGAGUUACUCAUAUUAGAUUUGGGUAUGAAUUUAGUGAAAUCCUGGUUCCAGGAUUUAUUCCAGACAGUUGUGAGUAUUUGGAACUCCAUUACGCCUAUGAUAUAGCACCACGUUGGUGGGGAGUACCAAAACAUUUGAAAACUGUCAGUUGUAAUCCUUUUUGUUUCCAUAUGAGUCAAAAUAUCCCACCAUCAAAACAAACACCUAAAAAUGAGAAUCAUCAAGGAGGAAGUGGCUGUGAUAAUGACACAAGAUACAAAGAUUUUUGGUUUAUACAUAUCGAUUUAACAGUUGUUGUUUUCUUUAAUUCCUCAUCAAAUAUGUUUGUUAACAUUUUGAAACUCCGUUCAAUGGAAGAAAGAUUAAAUCUAUCAAGAGUUUACAAGAACUAUCAAAUAGGGACACUAUGUCCACUCUGUAAAGAAGACUUUAGCAAGGAUGUGUACAAGUUGAACAAUCAUAUGAUACUAUGUUUCUUGUAUCUCACCGUUGAUAUGGCCUGCUUGGAGAUUGUAAAGGAUACUAUCAAAGAUAUAGAGUUGGAUGAACAACGGAAAGGGGGAGAUAGUAAGCUGAAUGAAAAUGAUGGUCAUCUUCAAAGUUUGCCGUCAACAUCAAGAAACAACCAAUCUUCGAUUGCAUCAAUGAACUAUUCAUGUGAUGAUCAAGAUAAUAAUAAUAGUACAACAAGAAAGAGAAAGAAGAUUGAAAAUGGGUCAUUAGCAAAGAUGAAAACCACAACUUCAACAAAUCAUUAUUUUAAAAAUUCAUUAUUUAGAGUAUCAAUGAUAUCAAUAUUACACCGGGAAGAACGAAAUCAAAGUGUAAUGAAUCUAUUGAUGACUUGUAAAGAUGCAAUGAAAUGGAAGGAUACUGUUGUAUUCCCAAGAUUACCUUCUAUUAAUACAAUAGAAUCGUACAAGAACGAUGGAAGAUUCAAUCAACUACCUCGACGAUACAAUAGAGUAGAUAUCAAGAGUGAUAGAGAUCUAGAAUACUUCCUAGAGAAUACAAAUGGUUUAAUUAAUCAACAUUGCAAAGAACUAAACUAUCUCAUUGAUGAACCAAUACCAGCUGGAUUGAUACCAGAUCAUUUUACAAAGAUAAGGGUUAAUGGACAGAUAGAAGAUGGGUCAAUACCACCCUAUACAACUCACCUAGUUCUUGGGGCAAAAGAAGAACAAGAGAUAUAUCGACAACUGUUCCCAAAUACAUUAGAGGAACUCUAUAUUACAAAUGGAGUGAUUAGGGACUACUCAAACGUCGACGAUCUUUUACCACACAAUAUAAGGAUACUUGCUAUCAAAUCCAAUUUGGUGCAUCCCUACCUCUUUAAGCUCAAGAAACUAAAUUGUCUCACCAUCGAUGCAGUUGAACAAGAAACUGACUAUGAUGAUGAAGACGAUGAUCAAGAUCAUAUAGAUAUACACAUUGGAACAAUACCCAAUACAAUCGAGUAUUUGUAUCUUGAAGAUUGCAUCAUCGAACCUGGAUACACACUUCCAUCAAGUGUCAAGUACCUCUCAAUCGAACUCGACAAAAACUCAUACCAGUGUAUUCCUGCCUCUGUCCAGUAUCUCUAUGCCAUAUGCAAAGAACCCACAACUAUAUUGGCAAGAUCUAUUCCUUCAUCAGUCAUAGAUCUCUGUUUAGAUGGUAAAUUCGGGUUACUUCCAGGAAGCAUCCCAUCGUCAGUCAAAACCUUGGGACUGUUUGAUCUUGAAACCACACCAGCUGUAUACACCAUCCCAGAUAGCAUCACUACAAUGUAUAUUGGUUAUUUAAAGUGUAAAUUGGAUGUAACUCUUUUCCCAAACAGCAUCAAGUACUUUGCUAUUCAUGGAAAAUACAAUUUCCCACUCAAAUCAUGUAUUCCACCAUCGACAAAAUAUUUUGACUACCAAGCAAAACAUCAAUCAAAAUUGAAUGCAAACCAAAUUCCAAAUGGAGUUACUCAUAUUAGAUUGGGGAAUGGAUUAGUUAAAAAAGCAUUGUCCCCAGGAUUUAUUCCAGACAGUUGUGAGUAUUUGGAUUUGAAUUGCGACUAUGACAAAGCACCACGUUGGUGGGCCGUACCAAAACAAUUGAAAACUGUCAUUUGUAAUCCGUUUUGUUCGAGGAUUAGCCAAAGCAUUCCACCAUCUAUCAAACAAUUACCUGCAAACGAGAGGCAUGUUAGAGCAGAAGAUUGGGAUGCAAACCACAGAUACCAAAAUUUUUGGGAAAAAGAAAUCUGGUUCUGUUAUUAA